This is a messenger RNA of Cladocopium goreaui, 1478 nucleotides long. Lineage: Eukaryota; Dinophyceae; Suessiales; Symbiodiniaceae. The record is from the annotation of a GenBank genome assembly.
AUGAAGUUACCUGCAACCUUUUUACAGCUUAGUGCCAAGCUUCCAGCGAAUGUUGCCAAAGGUAAGUUGAAUCCGCUGUGUUGUUCAGGAGGUUCUUCACCCGUGAAUGCCAGCUCCGUUUUUCAAAAGCUUGUGGCCAUCGGACAAGCUCCAACGCAAUUGGCAGAUGUCCAUAUCUUGGUGAAACUGGCACCGGGGCCCCUUGUGCGACGGGGCGAACACGGUGCCGAGGUAGUUAUGUUGGCGUCCUCCCUCUUGAUGGCAGCACGUGGCUCAGUGCUCCAAGAGAAAAAAGACUUGCCAUGCCUUGGCAAAGAACCCAAUGGCACUCUGAGUUGUGAACAUCUCAACCUAUCUGACCUGCCGUUCCCCAUGGCUGAAGAGGAACCCACCAACGGCGCCGACGCUGCCCCAGCCGAAGAUGCCGCGGCCCUGGCGCUCGCGGCCAUGCCGGGCAUCCCGGGAAUGGAUCCGGCGGCCUAUGCGCAGUGGCUGCAGGCGGUGCAGGCCCAACAGGUUGCAGCACAACAGCUGUACUUGCAGCAGAUUGCAGCUGCAUCAGGUGGAGUGUUCGCGCUCCCCCAGGUGGCUGGUGCCAUCCCCGGCCUCGCCGGCGCCGCCGCCCUCCCUGGGCUGGGCGCCGCAGCUGCCAUCCCAGGUCUGGCGCGGCUGCCUGGGCUCGCGCCCAAGGCUGAGGGACCCGUCUACACCGGGCAGGUGGUCGAUUACAACGAGGACCGAGGAUUCGGCUUCAUCGAGUGCAAGGAAACACAGGAGCUAUACGGCGGAAAGGACAUCUUUUUGCUCCGAAGUGGCUUGAAUGGGCUCAUUGUCUCCACUGGCGACCGAGUGAACUUCCGCGUGGAGAGAGGAAUCAAAGGUCCCAAAGCCGUUGAGGUUGAAGUCUUAGAAAGAAUACAGGACAUGGCGGAGAGGUUGCCUCGCUACUGGGGCAUCGUCAAGAACUUUGACAACACCCGUGGUCUUGGCUUUAUCGAAUGUGAAGAGACCAAGGAAGUCUAUGACAAAGACAUUUUGGCCUUGAGAACUCAAUUGGGUGAUGCCGAAGAGGGGGCCGUUUGUUCCUUCAACAUCGUACAGGAUGCGCGUGGUGUGAAAGCAGCCAAUGUGAAGGUCCACCCCGAGGGCUUUCCUCCUGGAAUGGAGCCCCAGCCACGUCCCAAGGGAAAAGGCAAGGGCAAGUUCGGCAAGGAUGAUGGGAAGGGCUUCGGCAAGUUCGGCAAGGGCUUCAACAAAGGCAAGUUUGAGGAGUUCUACAGCAUGGCACAGAACAUGCUGCAGGAUUGGGGCUGGUAUAGUGGAGGUGGUGAUGGUUGGUGGGGCGAAGGCGGCUGGGAUGAUGGUUCAUGGUGGGAAGGCGAUGCCACCGGAAAGGGAAAGGGAGAGGGUGCCCGAUUCACUCCUUAUUAGCAAAUGUGAACCCUGAGCCUUGAGACGCAGCGAUGUGCGCAGAAAAA